Molecule: messenger RNA, 2511 nt
Organism: Funneliformis mosseae
Lineage: Eukaryota; Fungi; Glomeromycota; Glomeromycetes; Glomerales; Glomeraceae
Source: the annotation of a GenBank genome assembly
AUGUCUUCUGUCACAAGAUCUUCAGAGCCUUUAAGUGUCGAGUGCUACUCUGUAGGUGCUGAAAUUGGUCGGGGAUCUUUUGCAACCGUUUAUAAGGGCUAUAUUAAGAAAACACGUGCACCUAUUGCCAUAAAGUCUGUAUUGCGAUCUAAAUUAACCAGAAAAUUACUUGAAAAUUUGGAAUCCGAAAUACAAAUUCUUAAAGGAAUUCGUCAUGAUCAUAUUGUUCAAUUAGUUGAUUGUAAGAAAACCGAUUCUCAUAUUUACUUAAUUAUGGAAUUUUGUUCUAUGGGUGAUCUGUCACAUUAUAUAAAACGACGUGGUAAUUUAAAUAGCAUCAACGCAGUCGAUCCAGGUGCAAAACCUACCAUGAGUGGCUUGAACGAAUAUGUUGUUCGUCAUUUCCUAAAACAACUAGGUAUUCAAUAUUCAUCAUUUUAUGGCAUUAAGGAAUUGUGUUCAUCAAAUGCGUUGGAGUUUUUAAGAUCACAAAACCUAAUACAUCGUGAUAUCAAACCUCAGAAUCUAUUAUUGCUGCCGCCACCUGCCGAUAAGCAAAAGGAAUCCAUCGUCGGUUCACCUGAUCUUCCAAUUUUAAAAAUUGCUGACUUUGGUUUUGCUCGUAUAUUACCAUCUACUAGUAUGGCAGAGACAUUGUGUGGUUCUCCACUUUAUAUGGCUCCAGAGAUAUUACGUUAUGAAAAAUAUGAUGCUAAAGCUGAUCUUUGGAGCGUUGGUGCUGUUUUGUAUGAAAUGAGUGUUGGUAAACCUCCAUUUAGGGCUGCAAAUCACGUUGAGUUAUUAAGAAAAAUUGAAAUCAGAGGUGAUAAAGUUAGAUUUCCUAAUGAACCAAUUGAUUUGACAGAAGAUUUUCAAUCAAAUCCUACAAAGACAUCUACAACCAAUAAAAACAGUGGUGUAACGUAUCGAGUUAUUAGUGAAGAUAUUAAAGAUUUAAUAAGACAAUUGUUGAAACGUAAUCCUGUCGAACGUAUUUCAUUCGAGGAAUUCUUUAUGCAUGUGUGUGUUGCGGGGAGAUUAGAACCCAUGCAACCAAAACCUUCUGCUAGAACAGUGCAUUCAAAAAAUAGAACCAGUCAUGAUUCGAAAGGUGUUACUAUAGCAGUAACGACAAACAUCCAGGAAAAUGAACUCAAGAAUAAUCAUGUUAGGGAUAGGUCAAGAUCAUCUCCGGUUCCAGUAACUUCUAAUAGUAACCAAUUGGAAAAUCCACAAAUUCACACUAGAUCUAAUUCAUCCCGUAAAGUCUGUGAAAUAUCACAGAAAGGCAACACAAAUUUGGAUUAUUUACAACCAUCAUAUGAUAAUCCAUCACCAUCAUCUUCUUUAUUAGUGCAAAAACCUUUGAAUUUGGAAGCAAAUCAGAAACGAAGUAAUGAAAAUGAAACUUCAACUGGUCGGUCAAAUGGAGAUGAAUUAACCGGUUAUGAAUUUGAAAGAGAAUAUGUUCUUGUUGGAUCGAAACGGACUGUAGAAGUCAAUGAAUUAGCAGAUGAACUUGCCGCAUCACCAAAACAUCAAUAUGGAAAUAAAGGUGCUAUUGUACUAGCUGGUCUUUCCAACCAAUCAGAUCUCCAAUAUCGUACACCACCACCCAAUGCAAACACUUCAGGAUCUUACCUUCUUUCGACAACGCCACCUUUCGCUUUACCCAUUACUAUAAAUCACGAGAGGGCCAAUUCCGUUGGUAGCAACAAUAGCGCGUCAUCAGCUCUAGCGAGGGCUUUAUCUGCCGCUUCAGAUCGUUUGUUUGGAACAGGCAAUUCUCCUCCAUCUUGGAGUGACAAAUAUUCAAAACAUAAAGGGAAUGCUAUUGUAAUUCCUUCCGCUGAUUUGAUGAAUGAUCCCGCAGAGGAGGCAGUUGUUAAAACAAUUGAAGAACAUGCACAUAAAGCGUAUGUCAUUUUCCAGUUCGCUAAAACGAAAUUUAAUAAACUCUUGCCACCACCACCAUCAUCCAGUAGCGACAUGGUGGAUGAUUCGCCUGUCUCAGAUAAUGUAGCCGUGGUAUUCGCGGAGGAAGCGUUUGUUUUAUAUUUAAGGGCACUUGCUUUUUUGCAGGCUGCCAUGGAUAGUGCUAAAGAAUAUUGGACAAAUGUAGGAGAAAAGAAUUCAAAUUAUCCUGGUGGAAAACGAGCUUCUCCAAGAUUAAUUGCUGAAUAUGCUAAAUCCAAUUUUCCAAUCGAAGAAAAUGUUAUAGUAGAAAGACUUCUCUAUGAUCGAGCACUUGAAAUGAGUCGCCAAGCAGCCGUCAAUGAAUUGGUUGGAGAAGACUUACCUGCAUGUGAAAAAGCGUAUCAAUCCGCUAUUUACAUGCUGAAUAGUAUUCUAGAUGUUCCUCCAUAUUCCGAAGAAAUGAUCGGUAAUGAUGAUCGAAAAGUUAUAAAUAGUUUUAUUAAGGAAAUUACCAAACGAUUAAGUUCAUUACAAAAGAAAUUGGUUAAUACAGAAAUCCCAGUAGUAACAGGUCAAAAUGGAAGUCCCGGAUAA